CCGUCUAUCCGGUGGGUGCACUGUGGGAACAGUAUAAAGCCGCACCACAAUCCGAAACGAUGGGAAAAAGUUGCACUGGAGCUCAAGCGCGGUGUCCUGUUGCGUGAUCUCCCGCAGAUAAACUCAGGAAACUGUCUCCCAUUCGGUGAUCCUCAGCUCAGAGCGCAGCAGUCAACCGCGCUGUGCUGCGUUUGUAGUCCGGUGGAGAGAAAAAAACAGAAGGGGGGGGGGAAAGGAGCCACAGCAGGAAUACAACUUCUUUCAUGCGUUAUUUUAUUUGAAAGCGCAAAGCUGCUUCGGAGUCUCCAGACAUGAUGAAUUGUAUUCUCUUCUCCGUGCUGUUUGGAUUUUAUGGUGUUCUAGCAAAAGAUAAAGAUCAGAAGGGGAGGUUCAGCGUCCCUCUCCUGGAUGUCAAAACUCGGCAGCAGGUUCUGGAUGCUAACCAGAUGCUAACGCUCAACUGCAGGGGUCGCUGGCAGCUGAGCUGGACGUUCCCAGCAGGCUUGGACAGAGAUCAGGUGGACGUGAGUGAAUCUCGCUGUGGAAGGACGAGCAAGCAUUACUGCAGCCAGGUGAAAGUCAGCAGCAUCCAGGCCCAGCACACCGGCCUGUUCCGCUGCAGGUACCAGGACAAACCACAUAAACAGACAUCCAUCUACGUUUAUGUCACAGACAGCCAGCAGCUAUUCGUGGAGGAUGCAAAUAUGAGCCCAGACGUGUUGUACCUGAAGGAAAAGGAGCCACUGGUCAUCCCCUGCCGGGUCACCAGCCCCAACGUCACCACAGAACUAGUAAAGUACCGCAGCCACAGCUUGAGUCCAGACCAGAGGAACAUUAUCUGGAACAGCAGGCGAGGCUUCACAAUCAGAUCUCCCACCUUCUUUUACAUCGGCCUCUUCUUCUGCCAGACCACUGGUGACAUAGUCCGACACCAGUCACGCAGAUAUUUUGUACACAGAAUAGUGAAUAAAAUCAAAGAUGUGCGUCUGAACAGCAGUGAACAUACGCAGGCCUUAAAGGGACAGCGACUGGUCUUGAACUGCUCUGCCACUGCAGAGUUGAACACCAGAGUCAACUUCACAUGGGACUACCCUGGAAAGAGUAUCAAUGCCGGCUCAACUUUCAAAAGGCUCGUGAAGCAUCAAACAGAAAUGUUGUUCUACAGUAUUCUGACCAUCCCGAAGCUCCAGCGUUCAGACCGAGGCCGCUACACGUGCCGCGUCACCAGUGGUGAUCAAAGCCAGCACAAACAAGUCAAUGUUAUUGUCUAUGACCGACCAUUUAUCAACCUGAAACCCAGAAACGGACUGGUGAUGAUGGUGCAAGCAGGAGAGAAAUCUUAUAAAAUCUCUCCCAAACUGCGAGCAUUCCCGGCCCCAAAAGUCAUUUGGCUGAAGGAUGGCACGGUUGCAGCAGAGCAAUGCUCCAGAUACCACAUGAGUGGAAAUUCCCUGGUUAUCCGGGAUGUUGCAGAAGAGGAUGCUGGGAAGUACACGGUCCUCGUACGAAACCAGGAACACAGACUCUACCAGAAUCUCACACUCACACUUGUGGUUAACGUGAGUCCAAAAAUAGGGGAGAAAGCGGUGUUGCUGCAGGACCCGGGCUCCGUACCACGGGGGAGCAGACAAGCCCUGCGUUGCACAUCCCACGGAGUCCCUCCUCCACACAUCCAGUGGCUUUGGCAUCCCUGUCCGUCUAAAGGCCUGUGUGUGUGUCCCACGUCUUCCUCACUAUGGAGCCCUGUGACAGAGAGUCUUCCCGCCUCGUUUACACACAACCACAUCCUGAGUGUUACGCACAGAGAGGAAGUGCUUCGGGGGAAGAAAAGGACGGUGGGGGUCCUGACUGUCGCAGAGGCCUUUGUGUCUGGAGUGUAUCGCUGCAUCGCCUCCAACUCUGCGGGGGCAGACCAGCUAGACAUCCACUUCUACAUCACAGAUGUCCCUGGAGGCUUCUGUGUAAAGCAGCUGGAGGAGGCCAGAGAGGGUGGAGACCUCCACCUCACCUGUUUAGCCAAUAAAUACCUGUACACAGCACUGUCAUGGCAGAGAGUGAACAACACAGAGGAAGCCCAGUCUCGCGGCUUGAAUAAUCAGCAGUUCACAUUUGGAGAGUUCUCCAACUCGCUGGUCCUGUUAAUAAGCAACCUGACGGCCAGAGACAGUGGAGCCUACAGAUGCUCCGCCCGCCACAUUGUCACCGGGCAGGAGACACACCUGGACACACAGGUGGAGGUGAUAAUCCUGGAGCCUCCUGUCCUGGUGAGUAAUUUGACAGAUUGCACCGUUAAUGUUAGCAGCUCAGUGACCCUCAGCUGUCCAUCUCGAGGGGUCCCACCCCCAACCAUCACAUGGUACAAAGACCAGCGUGCUCUGCUGCAGGGAUCAGGUAUUGUUAUAUCAGCAGAGGAAGCGAGGCUCCAUAUUGACCGGAUCACAGUGGAGGACGAGGGUCUCUAUACGUGCCAGGCAACCAAUGAGAGGGGGUCUGCUGAGAGCUCGGCCUACAUAUGGGUUAGCGGUGCUCCAGAAAGCUCAUUUCUUGAAAUCCCUACUCUCACCUGUACCUGUGUGGUGGCUGCUCUCUUUUGGUUUUUGAUCACGCUCUUCAUACGAAAAAUGAAGCAGCCCAACAGCUCAUACACCAAAACCGAAUACUUGUCAAUCGUACUGGACACAGGAGAGGGGCCGAUAGAUGAGCAGUGCGAGAGGUUGCAUUAUGACCCCAACCAAUGGGAGUUCCCCCGGGAGCGCCUGAAAUUAGGAAAGCUUCUAGGCCGUGGGGCCUUUGGUAAAGUCAUGCAGGCAUCUGCAUUUGGUAUAGACAACGGCACCAGCUGCAAGACUGUGGCUGUGAAGAUGCUCAAAGAGGGCGCUACAGCCAGCGAACACAAGGCAUUGAUGACUGAACUGAAGAUCCUCAACCACAUUGGAAACCAUCUGAAUGUCGUGAACCUUCUGGGAGCUUGCACCAAACCAGGAGGACCGCUCAUGGUCAUUGUCGAGUACUGUCGUUUUGGAAAUCUUUCAACCUUCUUAAAGAACAAGAGAGACGUGUUUGUACAAGACCGGCUGGCUGGAGUAAAAGGUGGAGGGCAGUGUUGGGACAGCAGCGUGUCCGACGACCAGAGCAGCUUUCACACAGACUUUGAUGAGAGAGAUGAGCAGGGCCUCUAUCCACAAACUGCUCCCAAUUCCCCUCUUUACUUGGAGGAUCUCAUUUCUUUCAGCUUUCAGGUGGCACGAGGAAUGGAGUUUCUGGCCUCUCGCAAGUGUAUUCACAGAGACCUGGCCGCGAGGAACGUUUUACUGUCAGACAAUAAAGUGGUGAAGAUAUGUGACUUCGGCCUGGCCAGGGACAUCUACAAAGACCCCGACUACGUCCGCAAAGGAGAUGCCCGACUCCCUCUCAAGUGGAUGUCUCCCGAGUCCAUCUUUGACAAGGUGUUCACCACCCAGAGUGACGUGUGGUCCUACGGCAUACUGCUGUGGGAGAUCUUCUCUUUGGGAGCGUCCCCGUACCCUGGACUUCACAUAGAUGAAGAGUUCUGCCACAGGCUGAAAGGGGGAACAAGGAUGCGGGUGCCAGAAUACAGCACGCCUGAGAUUUACAGCACAAUGCUAGCAUGUUGGGAGGGCAACCCCGCCGACCGACCCACCUUCACUAACUUGGUGGAGACAAUGGGAGAGCUGCUACAAGCGAGAGUGCAACAGGAUGGGAAGGAUUAUAUUCCUCUGGGAUCUUUUAUGACUGGAGAAAGCGAUCGCUGUGAGGCCUUCAAAGAAAAUCCGCUUGCAGUCACAAACCUGAGUUACAUGAGGGGCAUGGCCACACUGCAGACUUUUGAGCAUUUGCCUUGCGAGGACCAAACCACCCCUAAUGAUGAGCAGACCGACAGUGGCAUGGUCCUCCCAUCUGAGGAACUGAAGAAUAUGACGAAGAGCAACAGCAGCAAGCACAGGAAACUCAGCAGGUUCUUCACCUUCACCAAGUGUCGAGACACCCAGGUGCCCUUCCUGUGCAGUGACAUUGCAGGCCUCCGUGAAAAUGACCCCUCGAUCCUGCCAUGUGACUGGGAGUCUGACGAGGGAGGCUCCCCUCCUCCAGACUAUAACUCAGCGUUCCUCUACCCCUCCCUUUAGCAUCCACGCUUGUGUAUUUUUCACAAUUUCAUACAGGGUUUAUACAGCUUUUUAUAAUUUCUCCAGACCUCAUCUUACACUUUUUUAAUCUACCCCACCUCACUUUUUAUAGUAUCUGCACGUCUAAAUGCCCCAGAUACUUCAGCCAAACUUGUUUAACCUCCUAGGACCUGGCGUCCACAUAUGUGGACAUCACAUUUU
Molecule: messenger RNA, 4346 nt
Organism: Pundamilia nyererei
Lineage: Eukaryota; Metazoa; Chordata; Actinopteri; Cichliformes; Cichlidae
Gene: flt1
Product: fms related receptor tyrosine kinase 1
Exons: 30
Coding region: 312-4145 (1277 amino acids)
Biological process (GO): vascular endothelial growth factor receptor signaling pathway; multicellular organism development; protein phosphorylation
Cellular component (GO): plasma membrane; signaling receptor complex
Molecular function (GO): growth factor binding; ATP binding; vascular endothelial growth factor receptor activity
Source: RefSeq, a predicted model, not a curated record